Molecule: messenger RNA, 696 nt
Organism: Linum tenue
Lineage: Eukaryota; Viridiplantae; Streptophyta; Magnoliopsida; Malpighiales; Linaceae
Source: the annotation of a GenBank genome assembly
CGAAACAUACCCCGCUGAUAUUUUCUCGUCGGAAAAAGCAAAGGGAAUUCGCCGGAGAAAGAAAUGGGUGAGGGCGGCAACGGCACGUUCGAAUCAAUCAGGGACUGGGUCUCCGAGCACAAGAUGAGAUCCGUCGCGACCUUGUGGGCGAGCGGGAUUGCUGGCUCGAUAGCGUACAAUUGGUCGCAACCCAACAUGAAGACCAGCGUCAAGAUUAUUCAUGCUAGGAUUUCGCCAGUGUUUGGUAAACCAUUGAACAGCAAUGAUGACCUGCCGCCGAGUUGGAAAGGUUGCACGCGCAGGCAUUUACAUUGGCUGCUCUCGUUGGAUGUGCUGCAGUUGAAUACUAUGAACGUACACAAACCGAAACAGCAAAAGCGAAAUGAGCACUUGAGGUUGCAAAUUGCCAGGGAAAGGGCGGGCUCAAAUGACAGGUUCAUGGCCCAUUUCCAAGUAUUCUAUUGCUGUAGUCCUAACGGUCUGGAACGUGGUCGUCGGUGUCCAGAUGCUUAUCGUGUUCAGAUAUCCUUUGCUCAGAUAUCGUUUGCUUGUCUUGUUGAGUGGUAUUACAGAUUGGCAAUGGCCUUUCGCUUGAGCAAGAAAUUGGCUCUUGAGCCGACUACCUUCAAACUGGCUUCCCGGAUUCCUCCUAUGCAUAGCACAAAGCACAUGGAUAUUUACACAUUUCAACAGUAA